AUGUCGCUUGAUGUUUGUUCUUUGAUACGAGAAAUCGGUUGUUGCUUAUGGUUUACAAUCAAGGUCCGAGGCAAUGAAAGCUGCAGGGGAAUUCCAGACCCUAAAGGCCAAACCUGCGCCGCAGAAGCCCUGCAAUAUCUGCGGCAUGAAACGUACAAAUCAUCAAGACGCAAGGAGACUGGGGCACUGCGUAUCCGUCACGUGUGUGCUUAUCGAUAG
This is a messenger RNA of Aspergillus neoniger CBS 115656, 219 nucleotides long. RefSeq lists its product as uncharacterized. NCBI's taxonomy places the organism in Eukaryota, Fungi, Ascomycota, Eurotiomycetes, Eurotiales, Aspergillaceae. Bases 1 to 219 code for a protein of 72 amino acids. The record is from RefSeq and is a predicted model, not a curated record. The transcript is spliced from 3 exons.